CAGACAAAAAAAGGCAUGAGAACACACAGUGGGAAACAAUGGUUUUAGAAUAAUGGUAAUAAAUUAACAAGAUAUGAAGUAAUGUUGUGACCACUAAAAGAUUGGAGGUUCACAGUUUCACAGUCACCUUCAAACUCGUUCUGAGUGAGGCUAGAUAGGUAGACGUUUCAAUUCAACCUCAUUCAUUCAUUCAUUAAUCUCUCUCCUCUGAGCCUAUCUGCUCUCACUUCAAUUCCCAAAGCCUAGCCUUAACCUACACCUUACAACCCAACCGGCUGUCUUUUUCCUUCAAUGACUUUUAUGCCCUUCCUUUCCUUCAAUGGCGUAACCUACGUUCUUCUCUCUCUUUCUCUCUAUCUAUCUGUCAUUCCCGAGAUACAAGACAUUAUGGGCUUAGGAAAGAGAGAGAGGUAGUAGUAGAAAUCAACGUUAAUCUUAAACAGCGUCGUUAAAUCUACUAUGUAUGCACCAAAAUCAAUGGCACGAAGGGGGGGCCAUUUGGGCAAUUAUUGUCUUCUCGUAAAAAUUCUACACGUCUUGGAACGAAGACGACGAAACCUAAGCCUCUCUCUGUGCCGCUAACCGCCAUGUUUUCAGAGAUGUUCUGCACCAAAAACAAUACGCAUGUUAAUCCUCUCUCUCAACUCUCAACCAUUUUGUUUCUCCCUACCUACUCUAUAAAAAGAGUACACCACACCACACCUCCUUCACAACCCAUCAGACUAACAGCACUGUGUGGUGUAGUAGUAUACUAAUAAUCAAAUAAAAAACAACCCUUUAAUUGCCUCCUACUAUAAUACUACUACCCAAACCCCCCAUUACCAUUGAUUUAAUAUAUUAUCUUCAAGAGAGAAACAAGUUAAGAUGGAGAGUGGAAAUGAAGAGUUGGAGAUAGGAGGGUCUAAUGGGGUUGCAGCCAGUUCACGGUGGAACCCUACAAAAGAGCAAAUAACCAUGCUAGAGAACCUGUAUAAGCAGGGAAUAAAGACUCCCAGUGCUGAGGAGAUACAGCAGAUAACUGCUAGGCUUAGGGCGUAUGGUCACAUCGAAGGAAAGAAUGUCUUCUACUGGUUUCAGAAUCACAAAGCUAGGCAGCGACAGAAGCAGAAGCAAGAAACCAUCGCUUACUUCAAUCGCUUUCUUCAUACUCCUCAGCCCUUUUUCUCUCCCUCAAUUUGUCCAAACGGCCUGUGCCCUCCAUAUUGCAUACCUCAGGUGCAGAGUGAAAAUGGGUUUUAUCCCCCACAUUCAAAGGUGCUUGUACCAGUGGGUUUUAGGAGAAGACCAUCUGAGAUAUUUGUGCCCACAGACAUGUCAAACGUUAUCAGCAACGGUCCGCUGUUAUACGAAGGCAUGCAAGAGAGAAUCUCGGAUUGCAACUUGAGCUACAGUAACCAACAAACGUUGGAUCUUUUUCCUCUGCACCCAACUGGUAUUUUGGAAGGGAAAACAACAUACCAGGUGUCUUCUCUGGCUUCAGUUUCUGCUGAUAGUUCCAUUGAUAUCAACGAAAAUGAUCCUUCCCCUCUUAACCAACCCUUCUUUGAUUUUUUUACUACUUCUGGACAAGGUUCUUAGAGACUUGUUUUCUGUCGUUAGCUUAAACUUCUAACAUGCAACUUUGAAUUCCCAUGGCUCAUCACUGAAAUGUGUUUAUCAUGCCUUUCAGUUCAUUGUAAUGAGA
Vigna radiata var. radiata (mung bean) is the source of this 1684-nucleotide messenger RNA. RefSeq names its product WUSCHEL-related homeobox 5. Gene Ontology annotation, biological process: plant organ development. Gene Ontology annotation, molecular function: DNA binding; DNA-binding transcription factor activity. The transcript is spliced from 2 exons. Bases 865 to 1578 code for a protein of 237 amino acids. The record is from RefSeq and is a predicted model, not a curated record. Lineage: Eukaryota; Viridiplantae; Streptophyta; Magnoliopsida; Fabales; Fabaceae.